GUUUUCUCCACGCCCCAUAAAUAUCAGAGCUCGACGGAACUGAAAAGAAGCACCCAAAAGAAAGAAAAAAAAAAAGAAACACCAUUAAUCUUUCAAGUAGCCAUGAAUGAGUCGGAUGAAGAAGGCAGAAAGUCACUGCCCAAAUACUUCACCCUGAAAUCGAGGAUGAACGGGCGAUAUCUGCGGUAUAUACGUGAUGAUAAGGUCAUGAAUGGCUUCCUCAAGUUCUCUGGAACCCAUGUGGUCAGUCCAUUCGCAAAGUUUGAGGUUGAAGAAGCUAAGGACAAAGCCACCAAGAAGGGUCUCGUUCAUAUCAGGUGUUGUUACAACAAUAAAUACUGGGUUCGUUGGUCAGAUAAGUCCAAGUACAUUGUGGCGACCGCCAACGAACCCGAUGAAGACCGAUCAAAAUUCUCAUCCACGUUGUUCGAGCCCAUCUAUGAUUACGAUGAAGAGGUGUACCGUUUCAAACACGUACAGCUUAAUGAAUUUCUUCAGCUACGAGAACAUUUAUUGAACCAAUUUCAGGAUGCUCUGUUCGCCAACAAUGACGGAUACGGAAUGGACGAGUCAUAUCAAACAACGGUGGUGGAUUGGUCCACGCUGUUCAUACUUCCCAAACACGUGGCAUUCAAAGGCGACAAUGGCAAAUAUCUAAAAGUCCAUUCUUCUGGGACUCGAUAUCUGGAGUUUUCAGGAUCCGAUGUGGCAGAUGCUGCAGUGGGGAACCAAAUCUUCAUCACUUCCGAUGGCCACGUGCGCAUAAAAAAUGAUGAUAAUGGCAAAUUCUGGAUUCGUGAUCCCAAUUGGAUCCACGCAAAAGCCACAGAACGUGAUUUUGAUGAUCCCAACACACUGUUUUGGCCCGUCCGAGUUGGCAGCCGCAACAGCGUGGCGCUUCGCAAUAGAGGAAACAAUCAUUUUGUCAAGAGACUGACCAAAGAUGGGAAGACUAAUUGUCUCAAUGCUGCCGAAUCCACUAUAGUUCCGGAGGCCAAAUUUGAGAUGGAAGAACUUGUGAUGUCGAGGUCGAUUUACGACGUCAAUUUUCGGGUUUCAGAUGCUCGAGUCUAUGAUGAGACCCCCACGACAAUGACCACCAAAGAGACGGUGAAUAUGAAUAGUGAACCCCAGAAGCAGAAGCUGAAGCUACGGUUCGAAGACACGAAGUCAUCGACAUGGACGAACUCUGUGGCGACAAAGAUAGGGAUGAAGAUCACGGUCGAGGUCGGGAAUCCAGAGAUCUCCAGCUCAGCACUAGAAGUGUCAACCGAGUUCAGAGAGGAACGAACGUGGGGAGAAACUAAAGAGACGAAGACUCGGAGGGAGAUCGAGCACGAAGUUACGGUGCCGCCGAUGACAAAAGUGAGAGCCAAAGUGUUGGCCACAAAAGGGUUCAUCGACAUACCUUACUCCUACACUCAAAGAGACGUUCUCACCAAUGGCAAAGUGGUAAUUCAACACUUCGACGAUGGGGUCUAUAUUGGCAGCAAUUGCUAUAACUACACCUUCUUGGCAGAACAAGAAGCUGUGUGAUCCAAGAGAUAAUAUGCAAAAUGAGACUCAAUCUUAUGGAAUUAAUGUAUUGAAUAAUGCUUGCUAUAUGCAGCUUUCAUUUCCUCUGUGGUUUUUGCUUUUAUGUGUGUUGAUAAACUCUGUUUUCAACUAAAUAAAAUUUAUGCUCUCUUUUAUACGUUGGGAUUAA
Messenger RNA from Momordica charantia (bitter melon), 1705 nucleotides. RefSeq lists its product as uncharacterized. The record is from RefSeq and is a predicted model, not a curated record. NCBI's taxonomy places the organism in Eukaryota, Viridiplantae, Streptophyta, Magnoliopsida, Cucurbitales, Cucurbitaceae.